This is a messenger RNA of Prorocentrum cordatum, 909 nucleotides long. The record is from the annotation of a GenBank genome assembly. NCBI's taxonomy places the organism in Eukaryota, Dinophyceae, Prorocentrales, Prorocentraceae.
GGCCGCGCGGGCGCCGCGCGGGCGCCGCGCGGGCGCCCCCGCCGCGGCCCCGCCGCGGCCAUGGUCGUGCGCGUGCGCGGGCUCCAGGCCGCCGCCCACCUCAACGACAUGCAGGGGAUGUGCAUGGGCUUCGAUGAGGAGAAGGGGCGCUGGCACGUGCAGCUCGAGAACGGCGAUCUGAAGGCCCUGAAGCCCGACAACUUCGUCCCCGUCAUGGGGUCCGGCGGCCCCGACCUGACGCUGGAGGGCGGCCGGGUGGUCCAUGUCCCCGUCGGGAGCGUGGCACACCUGAGCAGCACGGAGAACGAGGACGGGGAGCUCCUCCGGGAGGUGCUGGUACGAGACCUUGAGCAUUUCUGUGAGCACACUGGUGUGUCGGCUGAGCUGCACAUCUUGGAGGCCCGCCUCCUCUGCCACGACGAUUCAUACCCGAGCCUCGCAUUUGUGAGAGUGAUAGACGUGGAUGAGUGUUGCGUAUGAUGGCGGCGAUUGACUGGCGGUGAUGGUGCGUGCGACAGCGGUCGCCACGACUCGCGGGUCCUGGCUGCGAGACGCAGCUGGCUGCGCCGCCGUUGGGCCCAGGGGCCUUGGGCAACCCAACCCUUGUGGCCUCGUGGCAUGGGGGCAGUUGUGAGAGAGGAGGGGCUCACCGCCGACCCCUCUUGGCCAGCGAUCGAGACACGCGCUUGAGGUGAGGCACCGCGCGCGCCGCGGGCGCAACGCUCAGGCUCAGGCUGAUCAGAACAGGCGUGAGUGGUGCGCAGCGCAGGCUUGCGGAUCAUGCGCGUGCGCGCCCGUGCUGUGCCGAGGCCUGCCUCUUGCACGUCUGUGUGCGUGCAUUCGCGUCGCGCGCGUGCGCGCGCACAGGCUGCGUGGCUCCGGAGAUGUCCAGACCACCGCAUCACCUGC